GGAGUAGGCUUCAAGCCCUGUCAGCUCUGUACUGGGGCAUUGAAAACCAAGGCAAUCGGUGAUGGGGACUGCACUUGAGCAUGGGAGUUGGAAGUUCCUCUGGAGAAGGAACCCGCUGGAUGCAGCAAGUCAGGAGGAGGACCAAGCCUCGGGGAACUUCUGAGCGGCCGGGAGGCAAAGGAAGAAGGCGGGCAGGAAGGACCGGUCCAGGCAGCGGGUCCCUGCCGGCUUCCCCAGACGGCAUCCUCCCCUCCUCCUCCUCCUCCUCCUGCGUCCCGCUCGGGCUAGUCGGCUGCUCCUCGACGGGGAAACGGGCGACGAGCAUGAAACUGCUGCUGGCGCUGGCUGUGUUGAUCUUCGUUUCAGCGCAAGCCUUUGCGGAAGAGCUGGGAGACCACGAUGAGCUGAGUUAUUGGUCCGACUGGUCCGACGGCGACCAGAACAAGGAGGAGCUACCUUUACCCUUUGAACACUUUCUCCAGAGAAUUGCCAGGCGACCCAGACCUCAGCAGUUCUAUGGCUUAAUGGGCAAACGAGAUGCUGGAUAUGGCCCACUCUCCCAUAAAAGACAUAAAACAGACUCAUUUGUUGGACUCAUGGGCAAAAGAUCUUUAAAUUCUGGAUCUUCUGAAUGGAACACAGCACAGAUGUACGAAAGAAGACGUAAAUGAGCCAGCCCUGCCCAUUAUUUAUUGAUCUCCGUUUGUUGAAAUGGCCAAGCUCGUGUAAUAUAAAAUAGCCAUUGUAAGGAAUAAUUAUUUAUUUAAUACUGUUCAGGGUUUUUUCCUUUCUUUUAAUUUUUUUCUUUUUGAGUUGUAAAUUCAACAAAAAUGUUUGUUUUUUUAAAUUGUGGCCUCGAUAUAUGCGGUAUACAGGUAGGUGGUGGAUUCAACUAUGACAACUCCAUAUGGAAGAUAGAAAUCAAUGGUGUUUCACAACAAAGCACAUUAUUUGGUAUGGUCUGUGAAAGAGAUGUUCACCAAAAAUUAAAAAAAUUAAAAGUGGUAAAGAAAUAACAAAUCUUAUGUUAAUUUAAAGCAAUCAUAUUGGCUUCACUACCAACGCCAACUUGAUCUGGUGUCUAGUGCCUCAAUUUGUGUUCAUAGCAAAAAAAAAAAAAAGUACUGUAAUUUCUGUAGCCAAAAUAUAUUUGUAUCAUUGCAGCAUGGAUUUGUUUUUGUUUUUGUGCCUACAUAUAUAUUUUAAAAAGAAAGACUUAAAUGUGAACCUAGAAGUCUUCAUUUUGUUGUCUGGCAUUUCCCAACAGUUAACACUUUAAAUAAAAAUGAAAUCUGCUCUGGGGAUUUUGCAACAUA
This is a messenger RNA of Hemicordylus capensis (graceful crag lizard), 1316 nucleotides long. It is a transcript of the gene TAC1, whose product is annotated as tachykinin precursor 1. NCBI's taxonomy places the organism in Eukaryota, Metazoa, Chordata, Lepidosauria, Squamata, Cordylidae. The transcript has 6 exons. Gene Ontology annotation, biological process: tachykinin receptor signaling pathway. Bases 81 to 671 code for a protein of 196 amino acids. The record is from RefSeq and is a predicted model, not a curated record.